Molecule: messenger RNA, 1018 nt
Organism: Triticum dicoccoides
Lineage: Eukaryota; Viridiplantae; Streptophyta; Magnoliopsida; Poales; Poaceae
Product: classical arabinogalactan protein 9-like
Exons: 2
Coding region: 52-534 (160 amino acids)
Source: RefSeq, a predicted model, not a curated record
CCUCUCCCUCUCUCUCCCACUCGUCUCUCCCUCUCCCUUGCACGAGCAGCUAUGGCGACCUCCCUCGACCCCGCGCCGCUGCGCCACCUCGCCUCCGCCCGCCGGUGCGUGCCGCCACCUCACCAGACCCAAGGAGCCUCGCCGCCUUGUGCUGCCGCCUGCGCCGCGUCGCGCGCCGCCACCUCCCCACAAGCUCGCCGCCCCGCCAUGGAAGCCUCGUCGAGCACCGAGCUCCUCUGCGCCCCGCCCGCGUCGCGGCUGCCGCCCCACGCUGCCUCGCGCCCGGAUCCGGCCGAGGGUGGUCCGGCCACUCUAGAUCCAGCCUCCUCCUCACCGCACGGGCCUCCUCCUUGCCGGAGUGACGCCCCUCGCCGGAGCAGCGCCAACCAAGCCCAUCAGCCACCAGGGUCGUGCUGCAGCCCAUCCGCGAGAUCUCUGGCGCCGUGCAGCUGCCAGGGUCCAAGUCGCUCUCCAACCGGAUCCUCGUCCUCUCCGCCCUCUCCGAGGGAACAACGGUGGUGGAUAACCUGUUGAACAGCGAGGAUGUCCACUACAUGCUCGAGGCCCUGGAAGCCCUUGGACUCUCCGUGGAAGCAAAUAAAGUUGCAAAAGGAGCUGUGGUUGUUGGCUGCGGCGGCAGGUUCCCAGUUGAAAAGGACACCAAAGAGGAAGUAAAGCUCUUCUUGGGUAAUGCUGGAACUGCAAUGCGGCCACUGACAGUAGCUGUAGUUCCUGCUGGUGGAAAUGCAACGCAUUUUUUCUUUAUCCUAGUGGAAAUAAGUAUGAGAUCCAUGGGUAGUUGUCAGAUCUUCUUUUCGUUCAGUACUUGUUGAGGCUGUCAUAAUUUUCUUUUACUUGAAAUUCUGCUUGGAUUUUCUAAUUAUGCAUUUACCCAGAUUAAUGCUUAAAACUAAAGUUGGCCAUUGGAUCUUUUUUGGUUAGGCGAAUUUUAUGUUUGUACAUGCUUGAUAUGAAAGGAGGGGUUUAUUUAAUGAACUACACAUAUGGUUUCACAUUC